This is a messenger RNA of Seriola aureovittata, 1174 nucleotides long. RefSeq names its product glutathione S-transferase A-like. The record is from RefSeq and is a predicted model, not a curated record. NCBI's taxonomy places the organism in Eukaryota, Metazoa, Chordata, Actinopteri, Carangiformes, Carangidae.
GUUCACUCUGAAACCAUGGCCAAGGACAUGACUCUGCUGUGGGGCUCCGGCUCCUCCUGCUGGAGGGUGAUGAUUGCCCUGGAGGAGAAGAACCUGCAGGGCUACAACCAAAAAAUGUUCUCCUUUGAGAAAAUGGAGCACAAGUCACCAGAGGUCAUGAACAUGAAUCCCAGGGGUCAGCUUCCUGCCUUCAAACAUAAGAACUAUGUCCUGAAUGAGUCCUACGGCGCCUGCAUGUACCUGGAGAGUCAGUUCAAGUCCCAGGGAAACAAGCUGAUCCCUGACUGCCCCGCUGAGCAGGCACUGAUGUUCCAGCGCAUGUUCGAGGGUUUCACACUCAACCAGAAAAUGGGGGAUGUUAUCUACUACAACUGGAAGGUCCCGGAGGGAGAGAGACACGACUCUGCUGUGAAGAGAUACAGAGAAGCUCUGUGUGCUGAGGUCAAGAUGUGGGAGGGAUACCUGCAGAAGGUCUCAGGCUCUUUUCUGGCAGGAAAGACCUUUUCACUGGCUGAUGUGACUCUUUAUCCAACCAUUGCUUAUCUCUUCCGUUUUGGACUAUCUGAAGAGCGUUACCCGAAGGUGGCCGCGUACUAUAACUCUCUGAAGGACCGCCCCAGCAUCAAAGCCACCUGGCCUCCUACCUGGCUGGAGAAACCACAGGGACAAGACGUUCUGAAGGAUCUCUGAGGUUCAAAAACACAUGACCUGUUCCUGCUGUGUAAUAUAUAACCACUCCUUGUAUUGCACUACUUUACCUGCCUGCAUUUUAAAGAAAUAUACGCAUUUGCUGUUACUGUACUUGAUUUGUUCAUGACUUAAACAACAGAUAUUUCUUUUGUGCUCUAAAGAAAAAAACAAUAAAAAGCAACUUUCAAUAUUGCCUUUGUUAAUAUCAAUAUCAGUUUACACCGAGCCUUCCUUUAGCCCACUUUUGUCUGGAAGAUGUUUUACUGAGGUCUAUGCAAGGAGGAGCAAUGGCAUUAAACCAUAACUGUAGGGUCUACACCAAAAUAUUUAACCAUAUGCAUCAUACCUUAUGUCUAAUAGCAAAUUUGAUGUUGGGAUGAAACUUAUUUUAUGGGGUUGAGGUGAAAAAUGUACUUUCAUCCCUGCGCCUUUUAGAGUUUUUUUUUUUUUUUUUUUUAAAUAAACAACUGCUGAUUACACUGUC